AUGGAGCCAUCGAAGUUAGACGGUGACUUGCAUGAAAAGUUAGCUGAUUUAGACAUUGUGGACCUGGAACAAUCGUCAGCAUCAAAGGAACCGCCUAUCAGUCCCAGAAUUUUAAGAAAACGUAAAUCACCAGAUAUUAAAAUAUCCACCAAUCGUAGGGUCAGUAUGAAACCUCGUAAAAAUAAUUUUGUAACAGAAAGCGCUAACUCCAAACAAAUAGAAGCAUUAUACCUUAAUAAAAAAUUUAAGAAAACCAUGUCACAAACUCUAGAAACCAUUUAUGAGGAGCCAAAACCAAAUAAUUCUGAGCCAAAUGGUUUGAUUGGUGGCAGAAAAAUUAAGAGACUGUUAACAUUUCAAAUAGGCAGUCAUUACACUAAAGACAAAAUAAAGAGACGUAGGGAGAAAAUUAAGAGGUUGUUAGGUAAUAAGUCAUUUCUGAACCGGAAAAAGAUUCCAAUGAAUGUGUUUUUGAAAACUAUAGAAGAAUCUGGUUUGAACGAUGUUUCACAUCUGGAGAGUCAUGAAACUAUUACAGUACAAUAG
Molecule: messenger RNA, 546 nt
Organism: Leptosia nina
Lineage: Eukaryota; Metazoa; Arthropoda; Insecta; Lepidoptera; Pieridae
Source: the annotation of a GenBank genome assembly